Molecule: messenger RNA, 2136 nt
Organism: Ectocarpus siliculosus
Lineage: Eukaryota; Phaeophyceae; Ectocarpales; Ectocarpaceae
Source: the annotation of a GenBank genome assembly
AUGCACGUGGAUCGCACUCUGCACAGCCUUGCUAGGCUGACUUGGUCGCGUGUGCUUACCAGAGAGUUCGGUACGACCCUCCUAGACGAGGAAGCUGCAAUAGGAGGGAUUGGCGGGGCUGCACCGAAGGGGGGAGCAGAACUCGCGCAGUCAGCAAUGGUGCCCGUGCCCAACCACGACGUGUCCGUGAUGCCUACGGUAGUAGAGGGCCGGCAGGGAGCGGGAAUUCGGGCGGCGGAGGCGGUGGAGGCGGUGGCAGAGACGAAGACGGAGUUAGAGGGGGCUGCGAUGUCGAAGGACUUGCCCAACGGGAGCGUUGUCGAGAGCCUGUUUUCUUCGAUCCGUUUUCGUGGUGGCACGGCAGACGCGCCACCAUCCCCGUCCCCUUACCCGUCUUCCUCCGGCGGGGCUAACGCGGCGAAGGGCGGCAGCAUGCGUGGAUCUCUGACGGAUGAGUCAAGCGGCAGAGGCUCCAUGCUUGCGAUGUUCAGGAAGGCCAGCCAUAGCUUCUCGUCCAACAGCGCUAUGUCCCGCAGUCACCGCGGCCACCACCAACGAAACACAUCAGACCUCCAAGGCCUCCAACGACGCAUGCCGGCUCGCGGCAAGUUGACGGAGGCUGACGAAGCCAUGCUCUCCGAUUCGGAGGCGGACUACGACGCGUUUGACAACAACUCGGAGAGGGUGGACAAGAAGCUGUUCUCGCCCAACUUCCGCUUCCUGCGGUGGUACGCGACCUUCAUGCUCGUCGCGCUGCUCACCUUCGUGUUCUACAACCCCAUCAGAAUCGCCUUCUUCCCCUCGGAACGUGGGGCUUGGUACGGGAUUGACCUAGUGUGGCACCUCGUGUUCGCCAUCGACGUGCUAGUUCACCUCAACACCGGCUUCGUCGACGGCACCGAUGGCAAGGUGGUUUACUCCAGAAUGGCCAUCUGCCGGCGCUACGCCAAGCACGCGCUGAUCGUGGACCUGCUCGCGGCGUUCCCGUUUACCUUCAUCCCCGGCCUGGGACCGGGCAGCGCAGACGGCAACCACGAGAUAGCCUACCUGCUGAGCCUGCCCAAGAUGUUCCAGGUGUACUGGCUCAUGACCAUGGUGUACGAGAACCACCGCCUCCACGAGGGGACGUUUCUGGCCGUCCGGACUCUUCUGUCCGUGGUCGUGACGGCCCACCUGUUCGGGUGCGGGUGGUACAUGCUGGCGACGUUGCUGAGCACGGAGUGCGAGGACCUGUACUUCGAAGGACUUCCGGAAGGGGAGUUUGUCUUCGCGAACGGCCUCGAGUACACUGCCGGUGACUACAUCGCCAGCGAGUGCCCCUGGAUCUACAGGAACGACUACGUAGCGCUCUCGAUGGGCAGGAGGUACCUCGGAAGCGUGUACUGGGCCCUGACUACCCUUACCACCGUCGGUUACGGGGAUCUCUCUGCCAGGACCCCGCCUGAGCAGAUCUACUCCAUGGCGGUCCAAAUCGUGGGUGUUUCGUGGUACGGGUACAUCGUCGGGACUUGGGCUUCCAUCCUCAACAGCUUCGACCGCAAGGACAAGGAACAGAGGAGCAAAAUGCGUGAGGUGGUAGCGUUCUCCAAGGCUGCCGGCCUGCCCCCGGAAAUGGCGAAGAAGGUUCGACAGCACUUCCGGUUUGCCCUGUACAGGCAGGACAACUGGAUCACCUUCAACGAGCAAGAGCUGGUGUCCGACAUGCCGGCGGGCCUCAGGGCGGACGUCAUCACGUACGUCCACGCGAACUUGAUCGCCCAGAUCCCGUGGCUGGAGGGCAAGGACAAGAACUUCGUGGCGGACGUGGUGAUCGUGCUAAAGCCGCGCCUCUUCAUGGCGGGAGACGUGCUGUACAGCAGGGGGUCUCAGCCGGAGGAAAUGUUCUUCAUCGCCAGUGGACUCGUGAUGCUCAAGUACAAGCAGGAGCGCGUGGGGUUCUUGAGGCACGGCCAGAUGGCGGGCUUGAUCGGGCUUGCCAGCUCCGAGAAGCACAGGAUUACGGCCGUGGUUGCCCAGAAGGACGCGCAUUGCCACGGGCUGUCUCGAGCGAACUUCACGAUGCUGGUGGAAAGCUACCCCAAGGAGAUGGAAGAACUUCGCGAGGCUGCCAAGAGCCUGCGGAAUGUUGGUGGUUGA